GCGAUCGUCGCCGCGUUGAAAGCGGCGGGCGGGAAGGGUUUUGUGGCGGCGGCGGCGGUGGCGGUGAAGAGAAACGCGGCCCUGUCCUGUUGGGGGCUGGUCGCGCGGGAGACGCGCGGGGCCUUCUCGUUUUUUGUUUGUUUAGUUUCUCUCUAUCUCUGUGUGUGUCCGUGUCCUCGUUCUAACUCCACACACACCACUCCCGCCCCCCCCCCCCCCGACUUGCGCGGGGAGGGAACGGCGAGCCGUCGCCAUGAGGCGACGCCUGAAGGAGGGGCAGGGUUGUUGUAGUGGUGGUGGUGGUGGGGAGGAGGAGGAGGGGGAUGAGGCGGACGAGAAGGAGCCGGGAGCGAAGCGAGUCGCCUUGAGCGCCUCGCCCGGGACGGCGGCGGGAGACGGCGGCGGCCCCGCGGCGGCGUCGCCGCCGCCGUCCAUUCGCGCUCUAGGAGCCCAGCAGCCCCUGAACAGCGCGGCGGAGUCCACGAGCAGCGGUGACGAGGAUGAGGAGAGCGAGAGGCCCAUGUUGGGCGCCGGUGGGGAUGGCAGCGGUGGCAGCGGUAGCAGCAGCAGCAGCAGCACCGGGCCCUCCUGUACCACCUCUGCGUUACCGAUCUACAACUCCGUCUCGCAGAGGCUCAUGGCCAAGAUGGGCUUCCGUGAAGGUGAGGGCCUGGGCAAGCAUGGCCAGGGCCGCAAGGAAAUCGUCGAGGCGUCCACGCAGCGAGGUCGACGCGGAUUAGGCCUCACGCUGCCCGGCUUCGAGGGCAGCCUCGAGAUCGACUGGAGGAGUGAGCCUGAGCCCAGUGCGGACGAGCAGGUGAAGUGGCUUCCAGAGAGCAGCGAGCCUCCGCCCAUCGCCGAGCACAUGCAGCGGUGGAUGCAAGUUGGGCCGAAAAAGCACGCUCCCGAAGACGAAGUGGAGUUCUGUGACCUGCAAACCAUUCACAACGUACUGCGAUGUAAGAGCGUCUUCGACGAGCUGGACGGGGAGGAAAUGAGGAAGGCGCGUACGCGCUCCAACCCUUAUGAGACGAUCCGCGGGGUCAUCUUCCUCAACAGGGCUUCAGUGAAGAUGGCCAACAUGGACUGUGUGUUCGACUUCAUGUUCACCAACCCAAAGGAUAAAAAUGGGCAACCACUGGUGAACGAUAAGGGCGGCGAGCUGCUAUACUUUGCGGACGUGUGCGCGGGCCCCGGUGGAUUCUCAGAGUACGUGCUGUGGCGCCGUUCGUGGCAUGCCAAGGGCUUCGGCCUCACCCUGCGCGGCCCCAACGACUUCAAGCUCGAGGACUUCUUUGCGGCUCCCAGCGAGAUGUUCGAGGCGCACUACGGCGUUAGCGGAGUGGACGGGGACGGUGACAUCACGCGCUCCGACAACAUCGAGGAGUUCCGCCGCUUUGUGCUGUGCGGCACCGAGGGCCGUGGCGUGCACUUCCUCAUGGCCGACGGGGGUUUUUCGGUGGAGGGCCAGGAGAAUUUGCAGGAGAUUCUCAGCAAACAGCUGCUACUCUGCCAGGCACUGGUGGCGCUUUCCGUCGUCCGCAAAGGAGGUCACUUCGUGUGCAAGACCUUUGACCUGUUCACGCGCUUCAGCGUCGGAGUGAUCUACCUCCUGUACCGCUGCUUCUCCAGGGUGUGCCUCUUCAAGCCCGUCACCAGCCGCCCCGCCAACUCAGAGAGGUACGUGGUGUGCCGGGGCCUGCGAGGGGGCGUGGAGCACGUGCGCGAGUUAAUGCUGGCGGUGAACGCUGAGAUAAACCGGUUGAAGGGCGGCGAUGACGACGAGGUGCUGGAGAUUGUGCCGCUGUCCACCCUCAAGGGCGACCAGGAGUUCUUCUCGUACGUGUGCUCAUCCAACGAGAGCCACGCCAAGGUGCAGGUGCUGGCGCUGGCGAAGAUCCACGCUUUCGCACUAGAACCCACCCUUUACGAGCCACGGCAGGCGGAGGUGAGGAAGGCUUGCCUCGAGCGCUGGGGGAUACCGGACAAAGCACGAGUUGCUCGCCCCAUGAACGACCCCAAAUCCAAGUUUGCGGAGCUCAUUGAGCAGGAAAAGGACGUGGAAAGUUUUGGGCGUCAACCACUGGCGCUGACGUCCAAGUCGAUGGAAAAGUUGCGGCCCGUGCUGGACUACCGCUGCAUGGUGGCUGGAGGGGAGCAUAUCUUCCUGAUGGGCCUGGGGAAAACCCAGAUCUACAGCUGGGACGGGAGGCAGCCCGUGCGGUGGCGCAAACCGGAGGGGCUGCGCACAGAGCUCCCGCGCGACACACUGCUGCUCGUCGAGACAGUGCAGGAGCUCCGUGGAGAGGGGAGAGCACAGAGAAGAGUAACGGCCAUUCACAUCCUGGACGCGCUCAUCCUGUGCGGCACAGACGUGCGGAGCGAGCACUUCAACCUGCGGAUGCAGAUGGCUGAAAAAUUUGUCAAAGCCAUCGCGAAACCCAGCCGCUCAGACAUGAAUCCAAUACGGGUGAAGGAGCGAUACCGCCUGGAGGAGAUCGACCGCGUGUUCCUCAGACUGGAGAUGAAGGUGACCAAGGGUUCCGGCGGGAUGCCAAAACUGUCGUACACAGGACAAGACGACCGCCACUUCCUCCCGUCGGGCCUCUACUUUGUCCGCACCACACGGGACCCCUGGUGUAUGGCGUACAGCAAGAACUCUCGCAUGAAAUACUUCUUCAACCGAGAGAAGAACCAGUCCACGUUCGAGAUUCCGCCCGAGUCUGUGGCCACCUUCAGCGACUGCCACGCGACACGGCUGCUGUGGAGCUGGGCGGACGCGCGGGUGCAUGACUCGCAGGCCGCCACGCCACACCCCGACCACCUCAAUAAGGAGGACGUGCUCCAGUUUGUGCGCGAGCACUACCGCCCCUGACGGAGCCUUACGUCCGUUCACGCCCCCGCGGGCACCCUACGUCUCGACCGUGCCGUCUCCACCGGGCCCGCCGACUCGCCCAGCCUCACCACGCUCUCAACAUCCACGGCAAUCCAGCCUUCUAUUACGUAUCGUCCCGGCGGCGAACAGAAGCCGCUGGGUGGCGCGGCCUAGCACCAGCAUCGCCGUAGCGUGGGGGCGUGAGCGUUCGAAGCGUAUGCGGGAGCAUCGUGCAUGAGACGACCAUGCGGUUCCCAGCCCUGCUCGCCGGGUAGCCAUGGUAAUGAAGUCGGUAAUCUCCACAGAAGUGUUUCUGUCUCCCAGGGACAGCCGCGGCUUGUGGUGAAUGCAGGACGCCAUCUUAAAAGUAUCUUGUCAAUCCUGAGAGUAAAGCGUGGGAAUUAAAAUCGGCGUCAGGGUGUUGAUGUAUAUUCCAUAAACAUGCAUGACUGAAAUUUUCAUUCGUCCGUGGCAAACUUACAAACGCACGAGGGACAUCUUGUGUUCGUGGGCUGCACUUUCUAAUUGCGUUGCACGCGGAAGCACGGAGCUUUAGUUGGAUCCCUGGAGGCACUCAAGAAAUGACCGCUCUGCACUCUGCACACACUGCCGUCGAAGAGAUUGGAAGUGACUACUGAGGGACCGUGGCUUAGUGAUGGCCACAUUCUUCAUGGACCACUGGUAGAGGGGCGCCCGAGGCCCUGCAACAUGAACACUGAGUAGGCAGCUGCUUGGCUUGCUGAUCACGCCGUUUCUCUUGUACAUAAUUUAAUUGCUUUUAGAAAGAACGUGACUUUUUUUUACUGCGUUGACAUAGUUUCUAUAAAUGUACUCGCGUGAUUUUAAAUCCCCUUACAUUCGAAAGUCGCUGUGUUGGGAGUGUUAUUGGGGCAGCAUGCGUGUGGCAUUUAAUUAAACUGCGAUUCAUUUUGUUUAUUUUA
Molecule: messenger RNA, 3816 nt
Organism: Petromyzon marinus (sea lamprey)
Lineage: Eukaryota; Metazoa; Chordata; Hyperoartia; Petromyzontiformes; Petromyzontidae
Gene: CMTR1
Product: cap methyltransferase 1
Biological process (GO): methylation; 7-methylguanosine mRNA capping
Cellular component (GO): cytoplasm; nucleus
Molecular function (GO): nucleic acid binding; protein binding; methyltransferase cap1 activity
Source: RefSeq, a predicted model, not a curated record